UUGAUUGGUAGCAGAAAUGGCAACUUCACUUGCUCUUAGGAGGGCUACCACCUCACCUCUCUUCAACAGACUCGUUAACCCUGUCCGCUCUGCCUCUGUUUUCCGAUCCUUCAAUACUAACACUCAGAUGACAACUUACGAUGAUGAUGAUCGCAGCGUUGAAGUUGACAGACGCCCUGAUCGCUCUGUUUCUCGCCGCCAGGACGCUUUCCCCAGCUUCUUCUCAGAUGUAUUCGAUCCAUUUUCACCGCCAAGGAGCGUGAGUCAGCUGCUGAACAUGAUGGACCAGAUGAUGAAUUCUCCAUUUGCAGCGGCGCCUCAUGCUAUGGGUGCUGGUAACCCAUCAAGGAGAGGAUGGGACGUGAGGGAGGACGACGAUGCUCUGUAUAUAAAAAUGGACAUGCCUGGGCUCGACAAGGAGAACGUGAAGGUGGCGGUGGAGGAGAACACGCUGAUCAUCAAAGGAGAGGGCGAGAAAGAAUCCGAAGAUGAAGAGUAUAGAAGAAGGUACUCUACCAGACUGGAAAUUCCUCAAAACUUGUACAAAUUGGAUGGGAUUAAGGCGGAGAUGAAGAAUGGGGUGCUCAAGGUGGCGGUUCCUAAAGUGAAGGAAGAAGAGAGGAAAGACGUCUUCAAUGUUGAAGUUGAGUGAGUGUGAUGCCUUCCAGUUCGUUCAAAGGCACUAGGAACGAGUCACUACAAUUGUCUGGUGCUUGUGAAGUUCGUCUAGCAGUUUGGUUCGGUUGUAAUGAACGUUUUCCUUUUUCCUAAGCUAGGUUGGGUAUUAGGUGAUCUCUGUAUGAAAAAAAAUAAAAGAUGACCUGCUGGAAGAAAUGGAAAUAUGGUUGUAAGAGUCUGUUUAGUUAAAUUACUGAGAAGUUGAAUAGUUAGAUUACU
Molecule: messenger RNA, 897 nt
Organism: Capsicum annuum
Lineage: Eukaryota; Viridiplantae; Streptophyta; Magnoliopsida; Solanales; Solanaceae
Product: small heat shock protein, chloroplastic
Source: RefSeq, marked provisional